AUGUCUGAUACAGAGGACAUGGAUGAUGGAGUUCAGGAGGAAGGUGCUGUAUCAAAGGGACAUUUUAACAAUGACAAAUAUGAAUUUAAAACAAAAAACUUUAUAGUCUCUAUUUACCAUUUAUGCAUUGUUUGUGGACUUUUCUGUUCCAUUGCUGAAAAAAAAAUCUCUGCCAUUUUAGUGGAUGACUCCAGAGCCAAACCAAAGUUUCUAUCAAAUAUCCAAGCUCCAAAGAUUCCAGAAGGAGAUAAAGUUGAUUUUGAUGACAUCCACCGUAAGCGUCAGGAAAAAGAUUUAUCUGAGCUGCAGUCACUCAUAGAAGCUCAUUUUGUUCAGAGGCAAAAAGAUGAACAGGAACUUAUUGCCCUGGUCAACAGAAUUGAGAAUAGGCGCGCAGAGAGAGCUGAGCAGCAGCGUGUACGUACAGAGAAAGAGAAGGAGCGACAGGCCAGACUCGCUGAAGAGAGAGAAAGGAAGGAACAAGAGGAACAAAGGAAGAAACACGAUGAAGAUGCCAAGAAGAAGAAAGCUCUCACUAACAUGACCCACCAGUAUGGAGGAACACAGCAAAGGGGUGAGGGCCGCAAAGGUGCCAAGAAACAAACAGAAAGAGAGAAAAAGAAGAAGAUACUGGCUGAGCGACGGAAGCCACUUAGCGUUGAUCAUCUGAGUGAAGACAAACUCAAGGAUAAAGCCAAUGAGCUGUGGCAGUGGUUGAUGGGACUGGAAGCAGAGAAGUACGAUCUGAACGAGAAACUAAAACGCCAGAAAUAUGACAUAAAUCUGCUCCUUGCACGGGUUCAAGAUCACCAGAGUGCCAAGGGUCGAGGCAAAGGCAAAAUGGGAGGAAGACUAAGAUAGAUGCUGACAGCCAGCAAAAGAUCAGAGUUUGCACCAAUGUUUUGUUGUCCAUUUGUUUGUUGCGUAGAUAAUAUUUUAAAUUGUUCUGAAUGUACAUGAAUGCUCAUGCUGUACAUUUUUGCACAGCUUUUUCAUGUCAAAUAAACUGUACAUUUGAUGA
Paramisgurnus dabryanus is the source of this 1021-nucleotide messenger RNA. RefSeq names its product troponin T2d, cardiac (gene tnnt2d). Lineage: Eukaryota; Metazoa; Chordata; Actinopteri; Cypriniformes; Cobitidae. Gene Ontology annotation, cellular component: troponin complex. Gene Ontology annotation, biological process: regulation of muscle contraction; sarcomere organization; cardiac muscle contraction. The record is from RefSeq and is a predicted model, not a curated record. Gene Ontology annotation, molecular function: tropomyosin binding; troponin I binding; troponin C binding.